GAUAAAAAAAAAAAAAAAAAAGAUUCUAAUCGGAGGGACAAACUCAUUUUGAAGAAUCCCAUCGUCCGCUAUCUCAUUGCCCUAAACUGGAGUCGCACUGAACUCAACUGAUCGCUAAGCUCGCCGGGAAUCAUCGUCGUAAUCAGAAACCCCAGGGUUUUUUCCUAGCAGAAGCCAUGUCUUCAUCAUACCUUCCGGCCACAACAGAAUCAAUUGCUCAGGCAUUGGAGGCCAAAGACCAUUCCGAUUCGAUCUCCAUUCUAUAUCGUGUGCUUGAUGAUCCAUCUUCUUCACCAGAAGCUCUGCGGAUGAAAGAGCAGGCCAUCACAAACCUUACUGACCUUCUCAGGCAAGAGAACCGGGGAGAGGAUCUGCGUAGCCUUCUCACUUCAUUGAGGCCCUUCUUCUCCUUGAUUCCCAAGGCAAAAACUGCAAAGAUCGUAAGGGGAAUAAUUGACUCGGUUGCUAAAAUACCAGGGACAUCUGAUCUACAAAUUUCACUUUGUAAGGAAAUGGUGCAAUGGACUCGUGACGAAAAGCGCACUUUUCUGAGGCAACGAGUUGAGGCAAGGCUUGCAGCGCUUCUGAUGGAAACUAAGGAGUAUUCAGAAGCUUUGACUCUUCUUUCCGGGUUGGUCAAAGAGGUUAGGCGAUUAGAUGACAAGCUUCUUCUUGUAGACAUCGACUUGUUGGAAAGCAAGCUGCACUUCUCAUUGAGAAACCUUCCAAAGGCAAAAGCUGCCCUCACGGCUGCAAGAACAGCUGCAAACGCUAUUUAUGUCCCUCCUGCUCAACAAGGGGCCAUAGAUCUUCAGAGUGGAAUACUUCAUGCUGAGGAGAAGGAUUACAAAACUGGAUACAGCUAUUUCUUUGAAGCCUUUGAGUCUUUCAAUGCUCUUGAAGACCCUAAGGCUGUUUUCAGCUUGAAAUAUAUGUUGUUGUGUAAGAUCAUGGUGAAUCAAGCCGAUGAUGUGGGUGGAAUUAUAUCUUCUAAAGCAGGGUUGCAAUAUGUUGGACCUGACUUAGAUGCUAUGAAAGCUGUUGCUGAUGCACAUUCUAAGCGAUCCCUGAAGUUAUUUGAAUCUGCUUUGCAGGCCUACAAGGCACAGUUGGAGGAAGACCCAAUAGUUCACAGGCACCUUUCUUCCCUAUAUGACACCCUUCUGGAGCAGAAUCUUUGUAGAUUGAUUGAGCCAUUCUCAAGAGUCGAGAUUGCACAUAUUGCUGAGCUUAUCGAGCUUCCCAUUGAUCAUGUUGAGCGGAAGAUGUCUCAGAUGAUUUUGGACAAGAAGUUUGCUGGGACAUUGGAUCAAGGAGCUGGAUGCCUCAUCAUAUUCGACGAUCCCAAGACAGAUGCGAUAUAUCCGGCCACUUUAGAGACCAUUUCCAAUGUGGGGAAAGUGGUUGACAGUCUUUAUGUUAGGUCUGCCAAGAUCAUGGCAUGAGCUCUCUAGUUAUUUUACUUCAGUGCCACAUUACUUGAUGUUUUCUUUUCCAUGCUGACUAGUAUAUCAUUUGUUUAGUAUCCUUUUGUUAAACUCAAAAUGUGAAAAACCUAUUUCCUUUGGCGCAGAAUUGAAUGUUUAGUAUUGCUUA
Vicia villosa (hairy vetch) is the source of this 1596-nucleotide messenger RNA. RefSeq names its product 26S proteasome non-ATPase regulatory subunit 11 homolog. NCBI's taxonomy places the organism in Eukaryota, Viridiplantae, Streptophyta, Magnoliopsida, Fabales, Fabaceae. Gene Ontology annotation, cellular component: proteasome regulatory particle, lid subcomplex. The record is from RefSeq and is a predicted model, not a curated record. Bases 177 to 1445 code for a protein of 422 amino acids. The transcript is spliced from 2 exons. Gene Ontology annotation, molecular function: structural molecule activity. Gene Ontology annotation, biological process: ubiquitin-dependent protein catabolic process.